AUGAUUCGAAAGAAACAAUCGAACAACCAAACCAGCACAAGCGACGGCGAGGCCAAACAACAACCAGACAAGCAGAAGCGGCCAGCAGAAGAAGACAAGGAAAAGGAAGACAUCACACAACAUCCAGACAGCAAGCAGAUAUCAAGGCAACAACCGUCGAUGCAAGUGUCCGCCGCCAACGCUUCCGCCUCGCGGCAUGCCCCCGAUGGCCAGCCAUCCCCAGCCAACUCGGCCUCCGCAACGCCCACGAACAACUCGCCCUCCUCGCCAGGGCCGAUGAGCGCGCAGCCUCAGCUCCCUCAUCAGCCUCUCCAGGGCCAGUCGCGCCAGCUGCGGCCGCUCAAGACGCCUCUCUACGUCCCCGCGGCGCUGCGUCGAACCGAGAGGCCUCCAAAGCCCUCGCCUCUCACGCCGCCGCGCAGCGUCCACGGCUCUGUCGACGGCCAGGACGGGCAAGACGGCAGCAUCACGCCUACAGAAAACCUAUCUCGCCGGUCGACAGUCGACAGCACUCGCAGCGGCGUCAGCAGGCUCGCCCAGGACGAGUGGCUGCGGGACCAGAAUCUUGGGGAGGUCACUGGCUCGCCUACUAGGGAGCACUGGAAGGUAGAUCCCCCCCCUUAUCUCAACAUACGUACCUUGAUAUACCGGGUACAAGAAUUUCACCCGGAUGGCAUCCCCUCACGCAGCUGCGACCUUUGCUGGGCUGCCUACCGCCGCUGGGAGCAGGCUCGCACCGACCAGCUCAACCAGAUUCAGCACAACUUGAUCGCCAACCUCAAUGCCCCCGAGCGCAGCCGGGGAUGGGCCAUAGAGGCUGACCGGCUAAGCAUUGCCGACCCAGACGCAGAUUCAGAUGAGAAUCAGGACGGUAUGAUUGCCACCAGUGUACCCAGGGACUGGAGCUGGAGCACCUUCUAG
Messenger RNA from Trichophyton benhamiae CBS 112371, 921 nucleotides. RefSeq lists its product as uncharacterized. The transcript is spliced from 3 exons. The coding region runs from base 1 to 921 and encodes 306 amino acids. NCBI's taxonomy places the organism in Eukaryota, Fungi, Ascomycota, Eurotiomycetes, Onygenales, Arthrodermataceae. The record is from RefSeq and is a predicted model, not a curated record.